GUCAGGGCUUCGUGCACACGCUGCUGUACAAGACCGCAUCCCCUUCGGUCGUGCAGGCCGUCGAGGAGACCGGGGCGUCGCUGCCGACAGCUGUGCAGGUGGACCGCUGCAUCUGGAACCACCAGCACGACGGCCCUUGCAAGACUGGGGGCUGCCAGGCCAUCGUCAUGCUGCACAAGGACACGACUUGUGGUCCCAGUGCAAGAAGCGGAACGUGUCCGCGGGCACCUCCCGCCGGCUCGCCGAGCGGUUCCGGUGCUUCGAGGGCGUCCCGGGCGGCGGCGCCGCGGACGACGAGGCGGGAGACGGCGGGGGGGCAUAA
Molecule: messenger RNA, 322 nt
Organism: Prorocentrum cordatum
Lineage: Eukaryota; Dinophyceae; Prorocentrales; Prorocentraceae
Source: the annotation of a GenBank genome assembly